AUGGCACCUGGACGUAUCAGUCCCAGGGCUGCGCAAGAGCCAUGGGACACGGAAGAGCAAUGGGAGAACGAUGGGGAGCAUGAUGAGGAAUAUGAUGAGUAUGAUGGGGAACAUGAUGAAGAGUAUGAUGAAGAGUAUGAUGGUGAAUAUGACGCUGAAUUGGAUUCUAACGGCGAUGCCACUGAUGGUGAUGAUGCCACUGAUGGUGAAUGGGACUUGAAAUCUGCAGAUGCGGAGGAAGCAUCUGCACUAGCAUCUGAAGAACUAGAAGCUGAAGAGCCACAAACUCAAGAGCCACAAGAGCCAGAAACUCAAGAGCCAGAAACUCAAGAGCCAGAAACUCACGAGCCAGAAACUCAAGAGCCAGAAACUCAAGGACCAGCUCUAGUCUCCACCGAAGAAGCUCCAGGCAACCCGGGCACCUUGUUAGCCGACGGAGAAGCUUCGUUGCCAAAUAAGGAGGAUAGCGUUCCCAACCUCGACUCAUUUGAUGCUGAUAAAACGCUGGAACAAGCACAUCAAAAGGCUGAGAAUGAGCCUGUUGAUCCGCAAGUUCCACAAGAAGAAAAGUCAAAAUUAACACCAGAAGAGCAAGCUAUGAAGGAUAGAGAAGCAUGGCAAUUGGCGGUUGCCGAUCGCAAAGAAAGACUCCGAGAGGGUCAAAUGGCCAAAAACGAUAGGGCGCGCAAGUUGUUUGAUAUUUUCCAGAAAGAUCGCAAGGAGGAAAAACUCAAGACGCCCAAAAAGGUCGUUGAUGUGAAAUCUGGCAGAUAUAAGAGCCGCAUCAACAAUAGAGGAAUAGUUGGUGAGCUCGGAAAGAAGGUUGCGGGCAAGGUGGUGGAUGCGGUAGCAGAAAAGUUGGCGGAAAAGCUAGCAAGUAAGAAGGCAGGGGCAGAGAAGGAAAAUAAAGGGGAGAUAUCAGAUAAGAAGCCAGGGGAAGAAGUGCUAACUGCAUCUGGACCUUCCAAUAACUUCGUUGAUCAAACCUUCAUGGACAACCUGAUGAAAGCCAUCGAGGGCCCAAAUCUCCCAGUCAUGGAUGGCUUGCCUGGUGUGACUAGCUACGACGAGGAUGCACCAAGCAGCCCCGAGGACCCACGCCGAAUUCACAGAGUUCUUAAAGUCGUUUUGGGCAGCGAUCUCUUUGAGGAGCUUAGCGAACUUUCUUUGCACGACUACGAAGCCCAAGAGCAGGCUGCUCGUAAAGAGCUCGUGAAUAAAGUCGUCUUCGCCGUGAGGGAGAACCCGGCCACUGAGAAGAUCAAAAUCGAACUCUUGGAGGGGCUGCCUGGACUUGGAGACUGUGGACUCCCCCUUCCUCUCAGAAAGCCCGUCGCUAAUGCAGUUGAUCCUUGCGAACUUGCUGAGCUAUGUGCGCCUGAUAUCCUUUGCCCUGCGGCCGACUUGUGCCGGGAGGCGAAUGCUCACAGGCCAGAUAAUGAUAUCACCCCGACAAGCACUGCCAGAGACAUUGCAUCUGAUGGUGCCGAGCGUAAAGUCUCUCCAAUGUUGACACUUCUCAGGCUAUUCAGAGCUGCCAGACUAUCCCCUGGGUCACCCAAAGAGCCCCAACAAAAGACAUAUGAGGGCUUUCGUGGAAUUGGAAAACGCGAUGUAGGUGAAUUUGAAGCCUACAUGGCCGACCUCAACAAUGCUUGCAGCUUCAAUAUGCGGGAAGUUCGUAAGGAGGUUGUUGGAGCUCCUCGCAAAUUAAGUCCCAACUUCAAGACGGUUGAGCACACUAUAACUGUGGCAGGUGCGACCAGUAAACCACUAGGGGAUGAUGAAAAAGAGGAAGGUGCCUCCCUGGAAUCUGAAGAGGAUGAGGAAGGUGCGAAGGACGACUCGGAUACAGAAAACGAGGAAGGCGCGGAGGAUGAAUCAGGUGAGGAAAACGAGGAUAUGCCUGCUUCUGAGAAAUCGACUGCUCGCCACGGCAACCAUAACGGAUGGUUCCCAUCUAUCGUCUACCGUCGGUCGAUCGAACCUGCGCAAGAUGGCGUCCCAGCCGUGGCAGAUUCUCCAUCCGUUCCUGCCGCCAUACUUGCCCCAAUCGAGCCUGUCGUUCCUUCCCCUUUCAGCGAAAACGCCGUGGAUGACCUUAUUGCAGAGACUAUUGCUGUAGCAUCACUUGGACCAGCUCGGCCGCCAUUCACCACCCCUGAGUCAGUUUUCGGCACUACACAGUCCGCUACAACUACACCCACUGGAGGAAUAACUGGAGAAUCGGAGCCAAUUACCACAGAAGCCAAUUCCGGUGCGACAGACCCAACCAUCGCCGGCACCACCCCCGCCAAAAAAAAAGAAAUGGCCUACAAAGCCGUCAAACCCAAGCCCACGCAAACUAUGAGCAAAGAAGCCGCAUCCUGGGAAAAGAAGCAACGCCAAAGAGCGCGUCGCAUCAGGAAGGAGCGCGAGGCCCGCGCCCGCGCCCUGCGUCGCAUCAAAUUCGCCAAGAAGCUUGAGGAGGAACGCGCACGCAAGGCCGUUGAUCGCGCUGCCUUCCUCGAGGAGAUCGGCUACCAGCCUCCAACCCUACCUCAGUACAGCAAGCGCGCGCCGCCAUCGCCGUUGGAGGCGCAUGCGCCGACAUGGACGGGGCAUGGGGUCAAGGAAGAGGAGCAAAGAUGGAGGGCUGGGGAGGGAGGGGUGAGCGCUGCUGAUCGAGAGGAGGCUGCGCGGGAGAUUGCGAAGGUUGCGAAGUUGAGGGAGGCGGAGAGACAGAAGGGUGUGGAGGAUGCGGCGACGAGAGCGAGCGUCGCGGCGCCGGACGAUGGGGUUGGCAACCCGUAUCUAGAUCACAAGUCGUAUUUCCCGGCUCAGGCGCAUGUGGAUGAAGCGACUGGUGUGCGGUUCCCGUACAAGGGGGUUGGAGAUGCGGCGCCGGAGUUGGGGAAUGUGGGGGUUGUGGUAACGAUUCUGGUGUGGAUCGUGUUGAUAGUCGCGAUUUUGAGAUGUCAGCGGCGCAGGAGGGUGGGGUCGCCGGACUGGGAAAGAGAGCGUCGUGGACGGGGGUUUUUGAGGCAGGGCAGGAAGAAGAGGCAGAGUGAAGAGCAGGACAGGGAGAAGUUGGAUGUUUAAUGGUGGAUGUGACGAUUUUUUUGUGUUUUGGAUAUGGCCGUCGAGCCCGCUGGCGGCGUCGGUGUUGUGCACACGCGUUGUAUUAUCCUCGGGGCCGUUGAAAACGCAUCGAGGUAAUCUUCUAUUCUAUCCUGGAUCGUCAAACCCACAUCGGAAUUAUCUUAUGUUCUAUCAUGGAUUGUCGAACCCGCUUCGUCAAAAUCUGUUCGUUCUUUUUCGUGCUUUAGAUCGUCAUUUCAACUGGGUGGUCGAGCUGCUCUGUUCACUUUAACUUUGUUUAAUGGAAUGGGGUGGAAGUGUAUGCCUAGCUUAAUAGUGGUUGGGGAGGGC
Molecule: messenger RNA, 3411 nt
Organism: Pseudogymnoascus verrucosus
Lineage: Eukaryota; Fungi; Ascomycota; Leotiomycetes; Thelebolales; Thelebolaceae
Exons: 1
Coding region: 1-3081 (1026 amino acids)
Source: RefSeq, a predicted model, not a curated record